AUGCCCCCCUCAACCCCCAAAAUCACCUCCCUCACCGACCUCCCCUCCAGCUCCGCAAACUGGAUAAAACUCCAACGCGCAACCUACACCGACGCCCACGGCACCCCGCGCGUCUGGGAACUCGCCAGCCGCAAGACAACCCCCAAAUCCGGCGUCGACGCCGUCGCAAUGGGAAACAUCAUCUACCACCCCUCCAAGCCGCCCUCGACCAUCCUGGUCCUGCAGUUCCGGCCCCCGGUCCAAGCCAUGACCGUGGAAUGGCCCGCCGGCCUCAUCGACGCCGAUGAAUCUGCAGAGCAUGCCGCGGUCCGCGAGUUGUAUGAGGAGACGGGGUAUAGGGGCACGGUGGUGAGUACGUCGCCGGCGGUGGCGGCGGAUCCCGGUAUGACGAGUGCGAAUAUGAAGUUGUGUAUGAUGGAGGUGCAUCUUCGGGAAGAUGAACCAGAGCCGGAACAGCAUCUUGAUGACGGCGAGGAUAUUCAGAGGGUUACUGUGCCGUUGGCGGAGCUGUAUGAGCGGCUGCAGGAGUUUGCGAGGGAGGGCUAUGUGGUUGCGGCCAAGUUGUAUCAUUGGGCGGCGGGAGUGCAGUAUGCAAUCGAUCAUCCGGAACUGUUUAAGAAGUUGGAGAAACCGGGGGCUGGGGCUUAG
This is a messenger RNA of Plenodomus lingam JN3, 648 nucleotides long. RefSeq lists its product as uncharacterized. Gene Ontology annotation, cellular component: nucleus. Gene Ontology annotation, molecular function: ADP-ribose diphosphatase activity. Gene Ontology annotation, biological process: ribose phosphate metabolic process; nucleoside phosphate metabolic process. Lineage: Eukaryota; Fungi; Ascomycota; Dothideomycetes; Pleosporales; Leptosphaeriaceae. The record is from RefSeq and is a predicted model, not a curated record.